AUGACUGCUUCCCUGGUAAAUGUGUCCGAGGGUCUGUUAACAUUCAAGGAUGUGGCUGUGGAGUUCUCAGUGGAGGAAUGGGAAUACCUCAGCUUUUCUCAGAAGUCAUUGUAUAGAGAGGUGAUGAUGGAGAAUUACAAUAAUCUAUCCUUUGUGGAGAAUCACCAUAAAUGUAAGAAAGUCUUGGAUCAAGGCAUGAAUCAUAUUGUCCACGAGCAUGUGGAUAUCUAUGAAAAGUCAUAUAAAUAUAAUGAGCGUGUCAAAAUUCUUCAUGAAUCAUCUCAUGGUACACAUUUUAAAACUAAACAUAAAGAUGCAUCUGUUAAAACAUCUAACCUAAACAGACAAAAAAUUGGGAAGACUGGAGAUGAACCUUAUAAAUUUAAAGACUGUGUAAUCUGUUUGAAUGUGUGUUCUAUCAUUAGACAGAAACAGAUAAUCCACAUAGGAGAGAAAGAACUGAAUACUACAGAGUGUGUAAAGCUCCAUGACUCUAAACAUAAACUCAUGCUUAAACAAACUAACAGUACUGGAAAGAAACCACAGAAUUUCAGGAAAUGUGGGAAAUGUUUCAAGAUAUACUCAAGCCUCAGUAGACAUCAGAAAGCUCAUAAUAGAGAGACAUCCUAUAAAUGUACAAAAUGUACUAAAUCCUUUCUGCAUUUGUCACAGCUCAAAGUACAUUUCAAAAUUCAUUAUGGACAAUAUCCUUACAAAUGUUCAGAAUGUGGUAAGUGCUUUUAUCAUACAUCAGGUUUUGAAAAACAUUACAGGAUCUACUCUGAAGCAAAUACUUACAAAGGCAGUAAUUGUGACAAAUCCUCUAUCUACUACUCAGGUCUCAGAAAACAGCAGAAAAUUCUUGGAGGAGAGAGGCCCUAUGAAUGUAAUCAAGGACUAAUGCCAUCCUGUACACUCUUUCAACCUGUAUACUAUUGUAGACCAUAUACAGAAGAGAAUCCUUACAAAUGUAGUGAAUGUGAGAAAUGCUUUACCCGGAAAUACCAUCUUACUGUUCAUCAGAGAAUUCAUACAGGAGAAAAACCUUACAAAUGUAGUGAAUGUGAGAAAUUCUUUACCAGGAAAUACCAUCUUACAGUUCAUCAGAGAAUGCAUACUGUAAAUAAACCUUACAAAUGUAGUGAAUGUGACAUGUCUUUUACCAAGAAAUACAAUCUUAGAAGUCAUUCAAGAUUUCAUACAGGAGAAAAACCUUACAGAUGUAGUGAAUGUGACAAAGGCUUUACCUACAAAGGUGCUCUUAGAAGACAUCAGAGAAUUCAUACAGNAUGUAGUGAAUGUGACAAAGGCUUUACCUACAAAGGUGCUCUUAGAAGACAUCAGAGAAUUCAUACAGGUGAGAAACCUUACAAUGAACGUGUCAAAUGCUUUACUGAGAGAGGCAAACUUAGAAGUCAUCAAAGAAUCCAUACAGGAGAGAAACCUUGCAGAUGCAGUAAAUGUGACAAAUCUGUUAGCCAGAAAUAAUACCUUAUGAUUCAUGAAAGAAUUCAUACAGGAGAGAAACCUUCCAAAUGUAGUGAAUGUGAUAAAUGCUUUUCCAGUAAACGCUUUCUUAGAAAUCAUCAGAAAAAUCAUACAGUAAAUAAACAUUAUGGAUGAGGUGAAUGGGACAAAUGCUUUAACCCAGAAAUCCUAUCUUACAUGUCAUCAAAGAAUCCAUACAGGAGAGAAACAUUUAUCAGAGACACAAGCAGUUGUUAG
Molecule: messenger RNA, 1725 nt
Organism: Mus pahari (shrew mouse)
Lineage: Eukaryota; Metazoa; Chordata; Mammalia; Rodentia; Muridae
Product: gastrula zinc finger protein XlCGF26.1-like
Biological process (GO): regulation of transcription by RNA polymerase II
Cellular component (GO): nucleus
Molecular function (GO): DNA-binding transcription factor activity, RNA polymerase II-specific; RNA polymerase II transcription regulatory region sequence-specific DNA binding
Source: RefSeq, a predicted model, not a curated record